CAAAUGUUCCCCCAGCUGUUUCCUGUCUACAGUGUCUGUGUUUUGUAGAUAAAUGUGAGGAUUUUCUCUAAAUCCCUCUUCUGUUUGCUAAAUCUCACUGUCACUGCUAAAUUCAGAGCAGAUAGAGCCUGCGCAAUGGAAUAAAGUCCUCAAAAUUGAAAUGUGACAUUGCUCUCAACAUCUCCCAUCUCUCUGGAUUUCUUUUUGCCUCAUUAUUCCUGCUAACCAAUUCAUUUCCAGACUUUGCACUUCAGAAGCAAUGGAAAAAAUCAGCAGUCUUCCAACCCAAUUAUUUAAGUGCUGCUUUUGUGAUUUCUUGAAGGUCAAGGUGCACAUCAUGUCCUCCUCUCAUCUCUUCUACCUGGCCCUGUGCUUGCUCACCUUCACCAGCUCCGCCACAGCUGGACCGGAGACCCUCUGCGGGGCUGAGCUGGUGGACGCUCUUCAGUUCGUGUGUGGAGACAGGGGCUUUUAUUUCAACAAGCCCACGGGAUACGGCUCCAACAGUCGCAGGGCGCCUCAGACGGGCAUUGUGGAUGAGUGCUGCUUCCGGAGCUGUGAUCUGAGGAGGCUGGAGAUGUACUGCGCACCAAUCAAGCCUACCAAGGCGGCCCGUUCCGUCCGUGCCCAGCGCCACACCGACAUGCCCAAGGCUCAGAAGGAAGUACAUUUGAAGAACGCAAGUAGAGGGAAUGCAGGAAAUAAGAAUUACAGAAUGUAGGAGGACCUUCCUGAGGAGUGAAGAAUGACAUGCCACCGGCAGGGUCCUUUGCUGUGCAUGAGUUACCUAUAAAGCACCAGAAAAUCUACCAAAAAAUAAGUUUGAUAACUUUCAAAAAAUGAGCAUUCCCCCCCAAUGAAAUACACGAGUAAACAUUACAAACAUUGUCUUUAGAAGUGAUUGUUAAAAGCUUUGCACCUUGCAAAAAAAUGGUCCUGGAGUUGGUAGAUUGCUGUUGAUCCUUUAUCAAUAAUGUUCUAUAAAGAAAAAAUAUAUCUAUAUAUCUAUAUAUAUAUAAAUAUAUAUCUUAGUCCCUGCCUCUCAAGAGCCACAAAUGCAUGGGUGUUGUCUAGAUCCAGUUGCACUAAAUUUGUCUCUGAAUCUUGGCUACUGGAGCCAUUCAUUCAGCAGUCUUGUCUAAGUGGUUUAUUAAUUUUUUAUUUGCACUUCUUUCUACACAACACAGGUUGUUUGUUUUACAGUAUCUGAUGACCUUGUUUGUCUGUCUCCAUCCACCCCCCUUCAUCACCUUACAUUUGCCAAAUUUGGCCUCUGCCAUAGCAGCAGCAAGCAGUCAAGUGGCAUACCGAUUUUUAAUCCACGAGAUUCUAUCUGUGGCAUUUAUACCAAAUAUAAGUUGGAUGCCUUUAUUUUAGACACAAAGCUUUAUUUUUCCACAUCUUGCUUAAAAAAAUGCAAAUAGUUGCAACUUUGAGGCCAAACAUUUUUAAGUGUAUGUGUUAAGCAUAGAAAGUCUCAAACUCUCAACAGUUCCUUCAAAUGAUGAGUUAGUGUGCGACCUAAUUAGCAACUUCUCCCUCUUAAUUUUUUCCAUAUAGAGCACUAUGUAAACUUCACAUAUCAACAAUACCAGAUAUAUCAAACAGUAUGUAAAACUCUCUUUUUUAGGACAAUGGUGCUAUUUUGUAGUUUGUUAUAUGAGAGAAUCUGGCCAAAACGGUAAAAGGUGAAAGCAAAACAAAAGAGGAUGCCUGGACCCAGAGAUGACACAGAGGGGAAGGGUACUAAUGAUCCACCCACCCAGGAAAGAAGGCAAAGUACCCCCGAUUAUGCCUUCCAAAAGAAACUGAAGACACAAAGUCCACCAAUGCAAAUUUGUUUGGCGAGUCCAGCAAGGAGUGGGAAAAACAGAAGGCUAGGAGUUGAACAGCCCUGGUUUCUUUUUCUCACUGAAGAACAAACAUCUGCCGACUCGGCCACGGACUCACCACUUUGUGACCUUGGGCAAGUCACUUCACCUCUCUGUGCCUCAGUUUCCUCAUCUGCAAAAUGGGGCAAUAUGUCAUCUACCUACCUCACAGGGGUGGUAUGAGGAUUAAAAAGAUAAAGCUCCAGAUUAUUAUCCUGGGUUGCUAUGAAGGUGCAAAUUCAGAGCCCUUGAGUUGCUGGGGUGCAAGGAAUUCUAUAAACAACCCAUGUAGAGCACAGCUAGGAAAUUGAUUAGCCUAAUGUUCCUGACACACCAAUUUUUGUCAAUAAAGCUAUUCCAUUAUGUACCCAACUAGCUAGUUGUGAAAAGCUAGCAGCUUGAGCUCUUCUAAAAUGUUUUCAAACUAAGUUAGAGACUUUUGAUUAACAACUAUUUUGAAUUCUGCAUUUGGGUUCAUAAAUAGGAAGCAAAAGGAAAGGAAAAGAAAAAAGGAGAAAAACAAAAAGACUUUUACCAACAAAAGGGUGAUUAGUCAAUUUGUUAACACUCACUGAGUGUUCCAAACAGUUACUAGAAAUCUAGUAAUAGUUCUUUUAAUAUUAUAAGUGAUACUCAGUUCAUUUUGAAAAACACAGGUAUUCAUUUUUUAGGCAAUAUUAAAAAUGGUCCAAGAUUUCAACUAUUGAAAUAGUAGCUAAUAAAAAAUAAUAAUUCCUUUCUUUGAUAAAUUUUCCUUUUAUCCUUGGCCAUAUAUGUAUAUACAUUUAUAUACAUACAUUUUUUAAAUUUUUUUGUUAACAUAUACUUGAGUAGAGUUGCUAGCCAAGAAGCAAAAAUUUCCUUCAUGAGUAGAAAUUCUCCCUCAUGUCUGCCUAGAAGAGUGGCCCCAGCCUUCCAUGGAUGUGUCUUAUCCAUUCAGCUAAAAAUUGGUAUCAAGAAAACCCAAUGGUGAGGACAAGCCCAUAGUGACCUAAAAAAUGUUUCCUGUCUAUGUACCAAGAUUUUAUUAGAACAAUGAAUCACCCACCAUUUGGAUCUUUUAUCUGCCCUAUAACUUUUGGAUGAAAAGCAACCAGGUUUGAUUCUUUCAUGUAUAUUGUAUCCCUUUUAUUAUUAGAAAAUACAUAUGGAAAACAAAAAUGACAUCUUUAGUUUUCAUCCCACUGGUUCACCUUAAGGUUCAGAGGCCAGAAAUAAAAAUACGUACAUACAUACUUCCUGAAAUUCAGAACAUACGCAAAAAGUUCUAUUUGGUGGGUGCUCCUGCUCAGCCAACAAGUAUUUUAACCCUCAGUCCACAGUGUUAUUUGAAUUGAGCAUCUCGGGCAUGCUGAGCAACAUUCUGACCACUAUGGACAGAUGUAAAAGAAACCAGAAGUCAUUUUUACCCUUCGUCUGUUUUCCAAACAUAUGGGUUCUGUGGAGCAGGGUGCUGCACCUCUCUUUUCAAAAUGGCACUUCUAAUUUUUAGUUUUUGUUCCCAGAGUAUAUACCUUUUUAAGUUACUGACUCCCGGCAAUACUUUAUGCAAUCUUCUGCUGACCUACAGGUUUCCAGAUCUAGUUGGAUGGGAUGAUUCUAAAAGUGUCUAUGACUUACUUGAUUGACUUAGAAAUUCUAUUCACGGUCCAAAUGCUCUGGUGAGGAAAGCUUAAAUAGGCAAAGACAUCAUCUUUCUUAACUUUCCCCAACACAUAAUCCUCUCCGACUGUAGUAAGUCAUCUAAUUAAAAAUUAACUAAUCCUUAUAUUAACCCACUAUCUUAUUUUCAAAUGAAUUAAAACUAAAACUAGGAGACAAUUUCUUGUAAACUCCAAAACUCAGGUUAUCACCAUAUACUACAGCAGAACAACCCAGGACAGACAGAAAGGGAGCAACUAAAAGUUCACAACUAAAAACUUCAUAAGCUUUGCUCCGGAAUUUUAAAGUGAAGCAAUUUCAAGAUAUGCGUGAAACAGUCAUAAAUAUUAGUAAUAUUUAGCUUUCAACUUCAUAGGCUUGUCAUUUAAAUAAUGAUACAGAAUACCGCUCUCAAAUUUUUGUUCCCCUUUCCCCAAAUAGCAUAAUGACAUUGUUGAAACAUUUUAAGACAAGGAGGCUCCAUUGAAAAAGCUAACACAUCUCUCCAUCACAAUCCACUCUUCUAGAGCUAGAGAAAAACUCUUCCAACACAUCAUACACUCACACACUCAGAGCCCAAUGCAAUAUUAAGGAAAAAAAAUCCCUGUUUUGAGAAAUCUUAUUAAAAAAAAAAAAGGCUGGCCUCCCUAAGAAUCCUUCCCCUCCUGGGGAUGUCACUGUCUGUGUGGGUAAAAGCAUCUCAUGCCCUGCGGCUCCAGGGUUUCUGUUACUGGUUUAUGCACUUGGGAGUAUGAUUCAAAUGGAAGACGUAGCACAGUUUUGCUUUCCCGUUUAUUGUUUGGCCAGCUAUGCCAAUGUGGUGCUAUUGUUUCUUUAAGAAAGUACUUGACUAAAAAAAAAAAGGAAAAAAAGAAAAAAAAGAAAGCAUAGACAUAUUUUUUUAAAGUAUAAAAACAACAAUUCUAUAACUAGAUGGCUUAAUAAGGCAGCAUUUGGUCUAGUCACCACCACCUUUCAACUGUUUAUCGCUCACAAGUUGCAGACUGUUCACCAAAUGGUGAGUUUGGGGGUGUCGGGGCAGAAGAUGGAAAUGGUUUAGAAUCAGAAGGCUCCAUUAUUUUGUUGGCUCUCAAACUCAGCAAAAUCAGCACUAUGUUACCCAAUCUAAACACCUUGAUCAGAGCAUGGAAUAUAAAUGGGGGGAAAGUAUCUUACAGGCAAAUGGCAGAACUAAACAAAUGAUUACUUACUGAUUUUUUUUUUUUUGGUGCUCUCUGCUCUAAAACAGAUAUUCAGCAAGUGGA
Phyllostomus discolor (pale spear-nosed bat) is the source of this 4777-nucleotide messenger RNA. RefSeq names its product insulin like growth factor 1 (gene IGF1). The record is from RefSeq and is a predicted model, not a curated record. Gene Ontology annotation, molecular function: hormone activity; growth factor activity. Gene Ontology annotation, cellular component: extracellular region. The transcript has 4 exons. The coding region runs from base 260 to 721 and encodes 153 amino acids. Lineage: Eukaryota; Metazoa; Chordata; Mammalia; Chiroptera; Phyllostomidae.